UAUCGCGGGAAUUUUGUUCGGAGUGAUGGAAACGUUUGUCUCUUCGCCCAAGUCGGAAAAGUGGACAGCAGUAUAUUUUCUGUACGAUAAAGUUUUAAAAGCCAAGAGCGCUAAACUACGGGGAUCUAACACAAAAGAACUGCUUUCUUUGGAUACAUGGUUUCAACGGGAGCUUCCAUCGUCGAUUGCUGAGAGAACAGACAAACACAUCACACAUACAGAACUUACCAAGCUGAUGAAAUGGAAACUGAUGCGCGGAAAGUUUCGACCACGUCUGCAACAGCUGGUGGAGACGAACUCGACAGAUGACGUCAUUGAGGCAAGCAAGGAAGCGUUCCAGUCUCUUCCAGAUCUGUCGUCUGCUGUCAAACGCCUAACAGUUCUGAAAGCUGUCGGGCCUGCAACUGCCUCAGCUGUGUUGGCUGCGGGAGCGCCCGCGCAUGCUCCGUUCAUGGCUGAUGAGGCUAUGUUGGCGUUACCAGGGUUCCAGCCGUUGCAGUACACACUUCCAGCUUAUAUCCGAUUUGCUGAACAGGUCAGCAUUAUCUCAAAACGUUUGGCAGAACAGGACCCUCAGUUCCGCUGGACGCCGCACAAGGUUGAGCUGACACUGUGGACGUAUCACGUGGGACAGACUUUAUGCCCGGACCUGUUUGGAGACUCUCUCUCCUCUCCACUCAACUCUCGGACAUCAGAUGCAUGUUGUGACGAACCUGUGGUUAAGAAGAAAAAGAUCUAAUGAAGACCAGCGGAUCAAUCUAUUUUAUAUGUUUAUAAGAUGUAACCUCUUGAUCAGUAAAAAUAAC
Molecule: messenger RNA, 806 nt
Organism: Gigantopelta aegis
Lineage: Eukaryota; Metazoa; Mollusca; Gastropoda; Neomphalida; Peltospiridae
Exons: 5
Coding region: 26-739 (237 amino acids)
Source: RefSeq, a predicted model, not a curated record